CAACGAGCCCAACGAGACGCCUCACUGACGUUUAGCGUAUUUUACGUUUUUAUUGUUUUUAUUUACCACACGUAAUUCCGCUCUUUGUCUGCUUUGUUUAUCUCGCGAAUCAUUAGGACUGCUAUAAGAUGAACGCAAAUAAAUGAAGAAUGGGUUGCGUCAAUAGCAGAGCAGACGUUAACGAUCUGCACCCCAACAUUUUCCAAGUAAUGAACGUGGACGACGAUGGUAAUUUCAUUUCCCCUGGACGUUUAGAAGUUACCGAGGUAGACAUUAUAUUGUAUCAGCGUGGCAAGCAGCCGAUUAAAUGGCCAUUGCGCUGUUUGCGACGGUACGGCUACGAUUUGGAAGGACUCUUCAGUUUUGAGUCGGGCAGACGCUGUUCCACAGGUCCUGGUAUAUAUGCUUUCAAAUGUCGGAGAGCCGAAGAACUGUUUAAUCUUGUACAAACGAAAAUUCAGGUACGCAACAACGGAGGAGACGACACGCUGUCGCGAGACCUUCCAAUACCGUCGCAUCCCGCUACAUCGGUAGCAAAUGCGGCAAUGCAAAUGGAGCCUAAUUAUUUGGAUCCAAUAUCGUCGAGAAGUAACAAUCGUACGGGCUCUAGAUUCCCUCACAGCCAGCAGAACGGCAUCAGAAGAUUGAGCAGUGUGGGAAGCAGCAGUGGCCCUAUAUCUCCCCAAGGAACCUUGGGAUCACCGUCGCCACCCCCUAUGCUUCCACCACCGCCACCGAUUUCUCAGCCCCAUCCGUCCUCUCUGUAUGUCAAUGAGGAGGUCUUGUCGUCUCUCCCCAUUGAAAUGGAGCGCAACAAUAAUAAAAGCCUUGGAAGAACAGUACAAAGAUCGCCGCAAAACGCUUCUACAGUUAAUAACGCGACUUCCGUCAGUGGACCUGCGGAAACGGAAUUGAUACCCAUUCAAUGUAGCACAGAAAUAACCAGUUACGACGCGACGUCACUGUUGCCGACUACGGUGCCCUAUAUGAACAUAGACAUCUGCAGCGAAUCGAACCCAAUCUCGCCGACGCACAGUACUACCGAGACAAAUCAGCUCAAGGAGGAAAAUAACGACAUGGACGGAUCCGAGCACGCGUAUAUGAACAUAGGUCCCAGACAGGAUCACAUUGUGGAAAACAUUGCCAUCAGAGUACGUCCACCUCCGUUGCCCGUCUUGCAGUCGGACGUGGAAGAAGGCUCCAGGCAUUGCUACGCUAAUCUAGAGGCGAGCGAAAUCGAGAGUCUGAGGAAGAGAUUCUCUGGCACCUCGGUGGCCGAGAGGUCACCCUUAGCACCCUCCACGCCAACGGGAUGUCCGAUCAGGGAGGUAAAUUAUGCAGUUUUGGAUCUGGAUAAGAAAGACGCACCCACCGGCGCAUCCAACAAUGCGGUAAACGUUGCCCCGUCUCCCCCCGAGUCUCCGAACAAGCCGCAACAAGGCUACGCCACGAUAGAUUUCAACAAAACGGCCGCUCUCUCGCACUCGGUUAAUCCCAACCUCGUCAACGAUAACGAAGGCUGCAGAAAAACUCGUCACAACUCUACGAUAAGCGAUCUGGUAGCUCCGUGCAGGCACAAUUCAGUAAGUGAAUAAAUAAGCGAGCUCGAGUGGCAUAUUUUAUAUAGAUUACAUCGUCUAACGACAUUCGUGUAACGACUGUCUAUCGUGUUCUUCGUUGUAGAAAAAAGGAAAAACGCAAAAAAUUGGGGAUGAUUGGAUUUAGUUCUAUCACGAGUUUCUGCAACUCAUCAAGUCAUUUGAUUGCGCGUUAAACUUUCAACGUUUUUUCGUAUAUUGGAGACUACAUAGUAGUUGAUAUAUACAAUGAGAUAUUCUAGUGUAUGAAUUUGUACAAGUUUUCAGUGCAUUUUAUCAGAGCAACAGUAUUCAUACAUACUAAGUCUUGUUUCCAAGUCAGAAUAAGGCAGCAUAGAGAGAAUGUUUUUAUACGAGAAACGUAUAGAUAAGUUUUUAGUACUUCAUGCAGUCAGAUUUUUUACAUUUAGCAUUUUACAAAGUAAUGUGGAGGAAUUGGAAGCUAAAGUGCCCUAAUCUUUUUCUGUAAAUAUCGUAGAAUUUAAUGUGGCUCAAGUGAUUGUAACGAAUACACAAAGUAUGGCAUAAUAUAAAGAAAGUAUGAUGUAAGUUGUCACUGAUAACGAGAAUCAUAUUAGAGGGAUUUUUCAGUGAUUGCUGUCAUUUAUUAGUUAUUAUAUUUAUCAUCAGAGCUAAUAACAACAAAGUCUAAGUUUAACAUAACUGGAGUAAAAAUGUCACUUAAAAUAAGAUCGUGGAUCGAUUCAUUUAGAUUUGAUAUAUGUGUGACGUGAAUAAUUAAUAAUAUAUAAUAUUAAGAGCAGUGUUGAAACAACUGAUGCAGGAAUUUGUUAAAUUCCGAAGAUUAUAUUUCCGUUUUUUCUUUUUGUGAGAGAGAGAGAGAGAACGAGAGUUCAUACGAGUUUUAUAUGUAUACACAUAUAUAUAUAUAUAUAAUUAUAAAAAUUUAUCCAUUAAAUAUUGCUGAUACAUAUGUCAGCAUAAUGUUAUUGAUUCAAGUCGAAGACAACCUUUUCUUUCUAGUAAUUCUUAAUCUAGUAAUGAAAUUACAAUACAUCCAAGAUGUAAAUAACCAAAAAUUCUUUUGUAGAUAAGUUCAUGUACGUUGUUGUCUAGUAUAUUUAUAAUCGUUAUAAAAAAUUGGAUUGAAACCAAAUAUAUCAUAUAUUUAUGUUACCAAGAAUAUAAUCCAAGAGACAUAGAUAUAAUUGAAUUAAGUAAUUAAGUAAUUGGAUAAGCUUAUUUAUCAAUCAUGAAACAGUUUCUGAUACACGUGCAUAAAUACGGUUGCUUUAUGUGACAAAAGAUGUAGAAAAAUAUUAGGAAUAUAUUAAUAAACUACAUAUUAUUUUCUACAUAACUUGUAUUUCAGUUUUCGUUAGUGAAAACUCAAUGUGAGCUGCUUUAUUCUCGAUAUAAAUUUGACAUAUAUAAACCGUUAAGCCACACAAAUAACAAAUUUUAUUAAAGAGAAGUCGACUUUUCUUAUAGAAUGGACGGAAUUUUUGUAUCAUAUUUCUUUGGGGACGUUGCAUUUUAGAUCGUAUAUCUUUAUCCUAAGAGUUCCUUAAGUAUAAUAAGGAAUUGUUUAACGUAAGAAUAAUAGAUUACUGAGAUAAUCGAAAAUGCCAAAUUUUACAUAGAUUUAUUAUAUAAUUAACUUUAUAUGAAAAUAUAUAUUGUAUACAUAUAUAUGCCUGUUUUCUUUUUGCUAUUUCCUGUUUGCAGGAAAAAAUUAUUAUUAUUUAGCACGUAUUUGGUACAUAUUUCUAACAGCGCAAUUUUGUAUUAUCAUAAUUUUCGAUUACUUGAAAAUUGAUUGAUAGAAAAUUUUUCUGGCUUUAAUAUUAAAAAGAUUUGUAUGAAAAAAAACUUGCCUUAAAUAGAGACAUAUUUAAGGCAUUGUCAACAAAAAUCUUUGUUAAUAAGAAUUUGAUAGCAAGGAAAUAUUGGUUUAUGUGUUACCCCUUAAAUCUCUGACGUGCAUUAUUUACCAAAGUAAUUGUAUAAGUCUUCAUUUAUUUAAAUAGUGAGAAGAAUUCAGGCCUAUCCAAUUUAUUAGAAAUGGGCAAAAAUCGCUUUUUGUCUUACUCGAAUAAUAAAAAAUAACAAUCUAUUUUUAAUUUAUUCGUUAUGUAAUAAUCAUAUUAUUCGUAAAAGUAAUCGUUUUUUUAUUCGUACGAAUAAAAAGUACAUUAUUUGUGUACCUAUUUAAAUAGGAAGUUAUUGAAAUGAUCAUACAAAUUAUGAUUUGCAUAACGAAUUAAACAAAAAUUUCUGUAACAUGAUGCUCAUCUCUAAUAUACAUAUACUGCAUAGUGUUAUGUACCAUGUAUUGUAUGGAGGAUUCUAUAUAAUGUCUAUGCGCUUUACAAUUAGACAACAAGUGUCAAUAUAGGAGACGUAUAAUGACUAUAAUGAGUAACAAUGUGCAAUGCUUGGCAUAGAGACUUUUGUAUUCCAUAUACAUAUAUUCCAUUAUACAUACACGCAAAAUCGAAUGCGCAAAGAUCUGAAAGAAAUCUUGUUUUUUCUAAAUUGAUAAGUGUAUUGAUUUUAUUUACUCUAGUUUUAUACACAUGUACUGCAAUAUUAUCAUUGGUCUAUAAUUUUAACAAAAUCGUCAUCCGCGCUCAAUACGUUAAAUGCCGUCGUAUGGUCGUAUGAUGCGUAUUUACGUACGUUUAAGAAUGUACAAUUAUUUAUCCAAAGAAUAUGUUGUAAGAUUGUAUACAGUUUAAACUAAUUUUAGUUAGAUUAUGCAAAAUGUAUAAUCGAGCUUUUUAACAUUUCUAGAGCCAUACACACAGUUUUGAAAUCCAUAACUUUUCCUUGUGCCAGAAUUAUCCAAUCAUCAAUUAUAAUAUACAUUAUAAUUAGUGAUUUGAUAUGAUUAAGGAUUUUUUAAAAUUUAGAAACUGUAAUUAAAGACUGUUGUAAUGAAAGAAAGUGUUAUUGAAAGGAAUGAGCGUGUGUGAUCGAGCAUUUCUGUAGAACAUGUCCGUUUUGCGAAUAUAAGUAGAAUGUGCCAAAAAAAACGACGCAUAAAUCUGUUUUUAACAGAGCUUGAAGAUAUAGUUUAGGCUUUUUUGUGCUACAUGCAAGUGUUCUUAAAAUGUGAAUACGAUCUACAACAAUGACAGUGUCGUCACGUCAAUCUUGAAAAUAUGCAAUAUAGCAGCCUGUAUUAUAGACACAUACAUCGAAUUGAAUUUCUAUCGAAACGUGUGUGUAAGUCUGAAUGCAUGUAUAGGGACACGUAUCAUAUAUGCCAUACCACACGUGCGUACCUUAACUACAAGUAAUAGUAUCGUAAGAGCUUCUUAUCGGUAGGAUACACGAAAAGUUGCAAACGUGUCUCAGCGCUCGUGCAACGGUAUUGCGUAUGUGCCUGUUGUUGCUUGAUUUCUUUUAAAUUUUGCAAAUCCGUGAUCAGUAUAACUAUUUGUUGAAAUAUGUUUAAUGUAUCCGCUAAAUUUUAUGCGAUCGAUCCUGACUCAUUGGCAAACGUGGUAAAUUUUUUUGUACAUAGCUGCAGUGCAAUACUAAAUUUUCAACUAGAUCUACUAAAAUAUUUCACGGCUGUGAGACAUGUUUCGUAACAGAUGGCUAAUGAAAUUAUCGAAAGGAAUCUACAAAUUGUCUCUAUUUAUCCCAGUGCAUGUAAUGGAAAGAAGCCUAUAUAUGAAAUAGCAGGGAAGACAUAUUUAUUUUUAUACAGUGUCUUCUAGACGUUUUAAUCAGCCAAAAUAUAAUGAAUUACACAUUCGGUAGAUUGUACGAUCGUUAUAUAAUAUUUAUUUCAUAAUUCUAACACAGCCUUUCAGAUAUCAUGUGAUAUACUUUGAAAGAAAUAUUUUAAAAUCCGUUUAUACUUAGCUGUACAUACAAACAUGCUUCCGAUCUACUCAUUUUCGCUUCAUUUCAGAUUAUGUGGAUUUAUAAAAUAUACACUAAUGUUAUAAAACUUA
Vollenhovia emeryi is the source of this 5530-nucleotide messenger RNA. RefSeq names its product fibroblast growth factor receptor substrate 3. Gene Ontology annotation, cellular component: cytoplasm. NCBI's taxonomy places the organism in Eukaryota, Metazoa, Arthropoda, Insecta, Hymenoptera, Formicidae. Bases 150 to 1595 code for a protein of 481 amino acids. The record is from RefSeq and is a predicted model, not a curated record. Gene Ontology annotation, biological process: cell surface receptor protein tyrosine kinase signaling pathway. The transcript is spliced from 4 exons.